Messenger RNA from Phragmites australis (common reed), 665 nucleotides. Its product is annotated as protein BUNDLE SHEATH DEFECTIVE 2, chloroplastic. The transcript is spliced from 4 exons. The coding region runs from base 40 to 507 and encodes 155 amino acids. NCBI's taxonomy places the organism in Eukaryota, Viridiplantae, Streptophyta, Magnoliopsida, Poales, Poaceae. The record is from RefSeq and is a predicted model, not a curated record.
AAUCCGAACAACGUUCUCCUAUCGCUGCCACGUCACCGCAUGGCCCCCAAUCCUCCUCCCAUGGCUUCCCUUCUCUGCCCCGCCGGCUCCUGCCGCUGCUCCGCCUCCUUCCGCCUCUCCUCUACCGCCCCGCCGUCCUUCCCCUCCAGGAAGCAUCACGGCGUCGCGCCUCCCACCACGCUCGCGUCCUCCGUCGCCUCUUCUUCUCCGCCGCGGGCCCUCGCUGCGGCCGCCUACGGUGGCGACCUGCUCAGGCCAGUCGACACGCAGACGAUCAUCAUCGCCGCUGCCGUGGUCUCAGCGAUUUCCCUGUCCCUCAUUCUCGGCCUCAAGGGGGACCCGGAGCCGUGCGACAGGUGCGCUGGAAAUGGAGGCACGAAGUGUGUCUUUUGCAAUGAUGGCAAAAUGAAGGUAGAAAGUGGAGUAGUCGAGUGCCGUGUAUGCAGAGGAGCAGGGCUGAUACUUUGCAAGAAGUGUGCUGGUUCCGGAUACUCUAAGAGGUUGUAGCCCUAGUUAAGCUAGUAUUAUGUGCAGUUUUACAUCUGAAACUGGGGUUUUAUACAGAUAUAGAUAUAUACUAUGCCGUCAAUUUGUUCAAGUGUAGAUGAGCAUGAUGUAGAGCUGAUCUACAAUCUUCAGAUGUUUAACUAUCUGCAGUCCAUCGA